Molecule: messenger RNA, 684 nt
Organism: Serinus canaria (Common canary)
Lineage: Eukaryota; Metazoa; Chordata; Aves; Passeriformes; Fringillidae
Product: feather beta keratin-like
Exons: 2
Coding region: 27-338 (103 amino acids)
Cellular component (GO): intermediate filament
Molecular function (GO): structural constituent of cytoskeleton
Source: RefSeq, a predicted model, not a curated record
AACAAGGCACCCUCCACACCACACCCAUGGCCUGCUACAACCGCUGCAGUCCCUGCGGACCCACCCCGCUGGCCAACAGCUGCAACGAGCCCUGUGCCCUGCAAUGCCAGAACUCCAGCGUCAUCAUCGACCCUUCCCCCGUGCUGAUCACCCUGCCAGGACCCAUCAUGACCUCCUUCCCUCAGAACACCGCCGUCGGAUCCACCUCCUCUGCUGCUCUGGGCACUGAGCUCAAUGCUCAGGGACAGCCCAUCUCUGGUGGAUUUGGCUUUGGUGGCUUUGGCUACGGCCUGGGAGGCCUGGGCUGCUAUGGCAGAAGGGGCGGCUACAUCUGCUAAGGGCUCUCAGCACCACCCCUGACACCAGCUCCGAGCUCUGGUAACAGCUCCUGCAAGGAAAACAUCUUGGCUGAUGGGAGCCAGCCUUGCACAUUAGACCAGCUCUUCUCAAUUUCUUCAUCUUCUCUCAACAAUUUUUUGCCUCAAUAAACUUCUGUUGCAUCAAAUUCUUACAUGCCUCCUCUCCUCUUUGAAUUCUUCCUCACAUGCUUACCCAGUAGAGCACCAGAAGUCAAUUGGUCAUUGGAGUAGAUGGAAAAUGGCACAACGCAUUUGUUUGUCAAUAUGUCUCUACCAGUAACAACCAAGACCUGUACGGGUGUUGUGGUGUGAUGUCAUAGUUUGU